Kwoniella shivajii is the source of this 741-nucleotide messenger RNA. RefSeq lists its product as uncharacterized. Bases 1 to 741 code for a protein of 246 amino acids. Lineage: Eukaryota; Fungi; Basidiomycota; Tremellomycetes; Tremellales; Cryptococcaceae. The record is from RefSeq and is a predicted model, not a curated record. The transcript has 4 exons.
AUGUCACGUCUAGAUUCAUUGACGCCUUCAAGAGCUCGGUCUAGAGGAUCUCAGUCACCUUCGCCGUCACCUGGACCAUCACCUCUUCAAUCUCAAUCGACCGAAACGACCCAUCAUAGAAUGCUCAAACUUGUUCUAUCAGAAACGAAGAAAUUGUUUAAAACGUGGGAUGAAUUGAUCAUUGUUGACGGAUUCAAAGCUGCCAAAGGAUGUAUUGACGAAUCUACAGAAAUGGAUAAUCUAUUGACGGUCGAGGAAAAACCUGAGAGACCAGAGAUCAACCCUCAUUUAAAUCAAUGGUAUUUCCAUCGACAUUCUCUAGAAAGUACAUUGAAGAAACUCGAUAAUUACCUAUACAAAUUAUCUGCUUUAGCUGAACAAGCUGAAAAGAUCUUUUUUGGAGCAUAUACUAGAGAAGGAGCAGAUUUCGUUUUUCAGGAGCCAUUAUGGUUGACUUGGACAUUAGAGAGAUUUGUCAAUUCAUUCUCCCCAUUGAUAUCAUUGCAUUUCGCUCAUCUAGCAACCAUAACUUCCUUAUCCCAAACCAUCUUGAAUCCGGAUACGUCUUUCGACGACGCGAAAUAUACUUUGGAAGCAUGGAGAGAUAUAGCUACCGGAGGUGAAAGAUGGGUCGCCGUAAGGGAAUGGGAAGAAUUGGUGGAAUUUGAAUUGACAGGUGGGAAAGAUGAAGAUGAGGAAGAUGAACUACCCAUCAAAGGCAAGAAGAAGAAUAAGAGAUAG